Molecule: messenger RNA, 342 nt
Organism: Pyricularia oryzae 70-15
Lineage: Eukaryota; Fungi; Ascomycota; Sordariomycetes; Magnaporthales; Pyriculariaceae
Exons: 3
Coding region: 1-342 (113 amino acids)
Source: RefSeq, a predicted model, not a curated record
AUGCCGUCACCAAGCAGCCUGGACAACAUGAUAGAGUCUGUCCUGAAACGCAUCGCCAAAAAGAAAGAUCUCGGCAACAACAUAAAAAAUGGAAGUCCCGUAUCGAAAUAUGCUCAAAAAGGGCAGCUAAGAGCUCGGAUUAUAUUCUGCAACGCAGGUUUCAAAGGUUACGUCGAGCGUAAAGGCCGUUCACUCCAGCGUCACAAGCGCGUCUACGCCAUCGUACUGGAGCUUAACAAAUUCCGCAUCAAUAUGAACCAGCUUUUCGACCAAAACCUCAACGAGAUUGUCAGGAGGCUGUAUUGGCUGUUCAAGACGGAAAAGGCGCCACCUCUUUCGUAA